AUGGAAUCGAAGGAAGAUGAUCGCCGGUGCAAGCGCAACGAUGGUCAAAAGUGGCGGUGCAGGGAAACGGCGUCGUCGGGGAAGUCGUACUGUGAAAAGCACUUGGCGCAGCUCAAGAGUAAGACUAAGAAUAAGAACAUUCAGAGAGAAAGAUCCAACGGAGACAGCGAUACCGAUAAUCCUAUGAAGAACUGUGAAAAGCACUCGGCGCAGCUCAAGAAUAAGACUAGGAAUAAGAAAAUUCAGAGAGAAAGAUCAGAUGGAGACAGCGGUUCCGAUAAUCCUGUGAAGAAUUGCAAAUUAAAGGAGGAGAAGCCUAACAAGAAGACGGAGCAGCGUGUGAGCUUGAUGUGCCACCAGUGUCAGCGGAACGAUAAGAGUGGCGUUGUCCACUGUUCUAAUUGUAAGAUAAAGCGAUUUUGCUUCGAGUGCAUUGAAAGAUGGUACCCUGGGAAGACAAGAGAGGAAAUAGCGAAGAAGUGCCCAUUUUGCUGUCGCAACUGCAACUGCAAAGAUUGCUUGCGCCAGUUUAUUAAGAAACCUUGCAACAUAAAAGUUGAGCCCAGUGUCAAAUUACAGCGGCUGAAGUACUUGCUAUAUAAAGCUUUACCUGUUCUGAGGCAUAUUCAUACUGAGCAGAGCUUUGAACUAGAGAUUGAAGCCAAAAUACAAGGUGUUCAGUUGAGUGAAAUGGACGUAACGAGAACUAAAAUAGAUCAAAGUGAACGUAUGUAUUGCGACAAUUGCUAUACAUCUAUUGUUGAUUUCCACAGAAGCUGCCCCAACCUCCAUUGUUCCUACGAUCUCUGUCUUACUUGUUGCCAAGAUCUAAGGAAAGGCUACCAACCUGGAGGUAGUGAAGCAGAAACAUCUCACCAACAAUCAGUGGAAAGAGCUCAGAAAAAAGUGACUAAAAGCGAGGACAAUACUAAUUUGAAAAGGAAAAGACAUGGCUGGGAGAGCCAAAUUACCCUUGGUGCUGAUGAUUCUAAAACUGAUGUGACUCUUUCUUUUCCUAACUGGAGAGCUAAUCCUGAUGGGAGCAUUCCAUGUCCUCCAAAAGAAUGUGGAGGUUGUGGCAAGGUAAAGCUGGAAUUGAGGCGCAAAUGUAAAGCUAAUUGGGUAACAAAGCUGUUAAAAAGUGCAGAGGAUGUUACUAGUGACUUCAAGAAGCAAGAUGUCGAUAUGUCCCAACGAUGCUCCUGUUGCCAGCCGAAUGAUUCCGAGGAAAAUAAUAACCUACAGUCUGAAGUGAGGCAGGCGGCAUUCAGGAAAAGCAGUGAUGAUAACUUCUUAUAUUGUCCAAGUGCUGUUGACAUUGCAGAUGAUGAAAUUGAGCAUUUUCAAAGGCAUUGGAUGAAUGGGGAACCUGUGAUAGUCAGAAAUGUUCUUGACAAGACAUCUGGUCUUAGUUGGGAACCUAUGGUCAUGUGGAGGGCUUUUAGAGAAACGGGUGCCAAGGUAAAGUUUAAAGAGGAGACACGAAGUGUGAAGGCCGUUGACUGCUGGGAUUGGUGUGAGGUUGAAAUUAAUAUUCACCAAUUUUUCAUGGGCUACUUAGAGGGUCGUGUACAUAAAAGUGGGUGGCCAGAGAUGUUGAAAUUGAAGGAUUGGCCCUCAUCAACUUUAUUUGAGGAGCGACUGCCAAGGCAUUGUGCUGAAUUUAUCGCAGCACUCCCCUACAGUGACUAUACUGAUCCAAAAGAUUCAGGCAUAGGUUGUCUCAAUCUUGCUACAAAACUUCCUGUUGAUUCAUUGAAACCUGAUAUGGGACCGAAAACAUACAUUGCCUAUGGAUUUUCUGAAGAGCUUGGUAGAGGCGAUUCAGUAACGAAGUUACACUGUGAUAUGUCUGAUGCGGUAAACGUUCUGACUCACACAACAAGAGUAAAGAUCGCUCCUUGGCAGCAGAAAAAAAUAGAAGGUUUGCAGAGCAAGCAUGAAGCUGAAGACUUGUGUGAACUCUACAAUGAAAGAGAUGACGACAAUGGGAGAGUUAGAGGAAAAUCAUUGAAGAAAACUCACAAACUGCAGAUCAUGAGUGCUGAUUCUGUAGAAUGUACUAAAAAUGAGAACAUUGUGGAGAGUGACCAUCUAAUGCCAAAACAGGAACAGUUGUCAGAUUCCAUGGAUCUAGGUGGCAUUGUCGGACAUGAAGAAACAGAGUAUGUUUCGGAAUCUCCUGAUACUCCGAGUCUUGAUCAUCAGAGUGAACGGAUACAAUCCACCUUGCCUCAUACAAAUGAGAUUGAAGCUGAGCAAGAACAUGUUCAAUGUUCCAGCGACAUGAUGAUUGGGAGGCUUGGUGGGAAAGAUGCUUCAGGGUUUUGUUUCUCAGGCAGUAAUACAGUUGAUGAUAUAAAAAAGUCAAACGUGAGGCAAACAAAGGAUUCUCUUGAAAGUAAUGAUGGGUUAGACGCUGCCCAUGGCGGUGCUGUUUGGGACAUAUUUCGCAACCAGGAUGUUCCCAAGUUAAUAAAGUACUUGGAUAAACACAAGAAAGAGUUUCGCCACAUUAAUAAUCAUCCUGUAGAUUCUGUUGUUCAUCCUAUUCAUGAUCAGACUCUUUACUUAAAUGAGAGACAUAAGAAACAACUAAAGGAGGAGUUCAAUGUUGAGCCUUGGACAUUUACGCAAUACCUUGGUGAGGCAGUUUUUAUUCCCGCAGGAUGUCCUCAUCAAGUGAGAAAUACACAAUCUUGCAUAAAGGUAGCACUUGAUUUUGUAUCUCCUGAAAGUCUUGAAGAAUGUCUUCGAUUGACUGAAGAGUUCCGUUUGCUCCCAAAAAACCAUAGAGCCAAGGAAGACAAAUUGGAGGUGAAAAAGAUGACACUUUAUGCUGUAAGUUCAGCUCUAAGAGAAGCCGAAAGUUUGAUGUCAAAGCUCGAACCUCGGUCAAGUUAUCUAGUGGUUCAACCAAGCAAGUUUUCUUACAACUGCUCCGACCCCAACACUCAAGACUCCACGAAGCCACAAGAGUCCCUACGUGUUCAUAAGUCAAUCUUGAAGGAGUUGCAGCUUUGUGGAUACUUCAUUGACAAUGUUGGAGCUGCUCCAUGGACAACCUUGGUUCUGAAGCCCCCAACAAUCAAUGAAGACAAGAAAAGUUGUUUUCAAAAGCAAAAGUGGAAAGUAUCGACAGUAGAUAUGAAUGGGAGCAUAUGGUGGCAAUCAAACACAAAUACAAUGAAAACGUUGUAUGGCAAGCGUGCUGAUAACUUCCCCCGUUGUUGA
Molecule: messenger RNA, 3234 nt
Organism: Prunus armeniaca (apricot)
Lineage: Eukaryota; Viridiplantae; Streptophyta; Magnoliopsida; Rosales; Rosaceae
Source: the annotation of a GenBank genome assembly